GAAGAUAGUUCGUCGCAGGCCGCAUUUUCAUCCGGACGGCCUACGUCAAAUAACGCCAGUUAUUCCCUCGAGACUUGAGUACUUUUUGAGAUUUACCUUGGCAUUGCAGAUUUUAAUAUUUCGAGAAGUAAUUCACUUCUUAAUAUUUUGCAAUGGUACUGCUAGCGAAACGCCUUGUUUUAAAUCCAACGAAAUUUGCCAUAACCAGACUUAGCUCGUUCUGGUCUCAUGUUGAAGAAGGUCCUCCUGAUGUAAUUCUUGGAAUAACUGAGGCAUUUAAAAGAGAUUCAAAUCCCAACAGAAUAAAUUUAGGUGUUGGUGCAUACAGAGAUGAACAAGGGAAGCCAUAUGUCCUACCAUGUGUUCGUAAGGCUGAAGCUCAAAUUUUUGAAGAGUUGCGUGAUAAAGAAUAUGCAGGUAUCACUGGUGUUCCUGAUUUUUUAAAAGGAACAGCAAAACUGGCAUUAUCUGAUAAGGGUGGCGUGAUAAGCAAUGGAUUGAACACAACUGUUCAAGCUCUUUCUGGUACAGGAUCUUUGAGAAUCGGAGCUGCAUUUUUGCAAAGAUUUUAUCCUGGCUCAAAAGUGGUAUAUAUAUCUACUCCAUCAUGGGGAAAUCAUUAUCCAAUAUUUAAAGACUCUGGAAUGGAUUUUAAAAGUUAUAGAUAUUAUGACAAAAAGACAUGUGGAUUUGAUGCUGCAGGUUGUUUUGAAGACUUAUCAAAUAUACCUAACAAAUCCAUAGUAUUGCUUCAUGCAUGUGCUCAUAAUCCAACUGGCGUUGAUCCAACUCCAGAACAAUGGAAAGAAUUAUCCCAUAUAAUAAAGAAAAAAAAUCAUUAUCCGUUCUUUGAUAUGGCAUAUCAAGGUUUUGCAAGUGGUAAUGUUGAUCGAGAUGCUUUUGCUGUUCGACUAUUUCUUGAAGAUGGUCAUAAACCUUGUGUUGCUCAGUCUUAUGCCAAAAACAUGGGUUUAUAUGGUGAGAGAGUCGGUGCAUUUAGUGUUGUAUGUGAGUCACCUAAGGAAGCAAAAGCUGUUGAAUCUCAGUUGAAAAUCCUCAUCCGUCCUAUGUACUCUAAUCCACCAAUACAUGGCGCUCGAAUUGUUGGUAAAAUAUUAAACUCACCAGAGUUGUAUAAUGAAUGGUUGAUACAAGUUAAAGGAAUGGCUGAUCGUAUUAUCUCUGUUAGAAAAAUGUUAAGAGAAAAUCUAACUAAAGAAGGCUCAUCGCAUGAUUGGCAACAUAUAACUAAUCAGAUCGGAAUGUUUUGUUUUACUGGCCUAAAACCUGAACAGGUGGAGCAAUUGACUAAAAACUACUCUAUCUACUUAACUAAAGACGGUCGUAUAUCUAUGGCUGGUGUCACGUCACAUAACGUUGGUUAUCUGGCUAAAGCUAUACACGAAGUCACGAAAUAAUCGAAACUAUUUCAGAAGUAAAAUAAUGAGAUGUGAUUAUUUAUUUGUCAAUUAUGUAUACUAUGCAGAAUUAAAAUUAAUAAAUUCUUUCUGAAUA
This is a messenger RNA of Hydra vulgaris (swiftwater hydra), 1515 nucleotides long. RefSeq names its product aspartate aminotransferase, mitochondrial. Gene Ontology annotation, molecular function: L-aspartate:2-oxoglutarate transaminase activity; pyridoxal phosphate binding. The record is from RefSeq and is a predicted model, not a curated record. Gene Ontology annotation, cellular component: mitochondrion. NCBI's taxonomy places the organism in Eukaryota, Metazoa, Cnidaria, Hydrozoa, Anthoathecata, Hydridae. Gene Ontology annotation, biological process: L-aspartate catabolic process; biosynthetic process.